AUGGAGAUGUCCGGACAAAACCUCUUCGACGCGCUUGACACUGCGCUGGUGCCCAAGGCGGCGAAGGCCGCGCUGUUGGGCCUUUUGCUGCAGCUCAUCAGCCCCGACGUGGCCAACAUGCUCGGCGGCGAGUCCUCCAAGAAGACAGUGGGCCCCGGCGAGAAGACUGCCCGCGGGGUCGCUGCGAACGUCAUGAGUGUUUACGCCUAUGGGUUCGUCGGCCCCGCCAGGAUGCAAUUUUCCGGCGGGGGGCCCACCAACGCUCUGACAAACCCUUUCCUCGCGUUGGGUCCUCACGCGUGGCCGAGAGCGAGGCAAAACCUGAACACCUUCCCCGCCAUAUUCGUGAAAGCAGUCGUCUCGGCGAGGUCGGAACUACACGCAGAGAUCCGCAACGCCAUCGCCGAAUUCCUCAUCCCUCUCAUGGAAGAGGAAGCAUCCACGAACAACCCGAUGACCGGCGCGGACCUCCUCCGUGGCGUCCGCGAGCGGAUAAUGGACGUCGACCCCGAGUCGGAGGAACUGACUGGCCUGAUGUCCCGCAGCAUGUGGCGCUUUACCAAGGCGCACCAAGCUUCCACCCGUAAGGCCAUCACCUUGGGGUACCUCUUGGGACCGGAGAGACUGAAGGAAGACUUCCUUGGACAGUUCAUGACUGGACCGCGACGCUGCACGGCGACGAUCCUUACCAUCCCCAGCUCCGACUUCCACAAGCCGGAGAUCAUGCGCUUCCUCGCCCCCUACUACGUCGAGAAGGACAGCCUCGUUGUGCCGGAGACCCCGGCGGCAGACGUUUAUGUCCAGGAUGAUGAUCUUGAAGCAUACCUCAACGACAUGUUUUAA
Molecule: messenger RNA, 843 nt
Organism: Ectocarpus siliculosus
Lineage: Eukaryota; Phaeophyceae; Ectocarpales; Ectocarpaceae
Source: the annotation of a GenBank genome assembly